Balearica regulorum gibbericeps (East African grey crowned-crane) is the source of this 1268-nucleotide messenger RNA. NCBI's taxonomy places the organism in Eukaryota, Metazoa, Chordata, Aves, Gruiformes, Gruidae. The record is from RefSeq and is a predicted model, not a curated record.
UUGGACCCUUCAGGGAUAUUGUCACAGGAAUGUCACUUUGAGAAGUUCCACAGAUUUGGAAGGUCUUAUAUUGCAGCUUCAUAUGUGAAGUUUUUGGAAUCUGCCGGUGCCCGAGUUGUGCCUAUAAGAUUAAAUCUUUCAGAUGAAGAAUAUGAUAAAAUAUUCCACUCUAUUAAUGGGGUACUUUUUCCAGGAGGUGGUGUGGAUCUGAAGACUUCAGAAUAUUCCAGGGUUGCUAAGAUAUUUUACCACAAGGCAUUAGAGGCUAACGAUAAAGGAGAUUAUUUCCCAGUAUGGGGAACAUGUCUUGGACAUGAAGAGCUUACGUAUCUCACAAGUGGUGAAGUUUUACUUGUUAAUACCAAGACAGAUGGUUUUGCACUCCCUCUGAACUUUACCUCAGCUGCAAAAGACAGUAGAUUAUUCAAGAAUUUCCCUGAUGAUGUAUUGCAUGCAUUUGCUACCGAGCCAUUGACAUCAAACUUUCAUAUGUGGAGCCUCUCCAUGGAGAAUUUCACAAAAAAUGAAAAGCUUCGUAAUUUCUAUAAUGUUCUGACCACUAACACCGUUAAUGAAGUGGAGUUUAUAUCUACCAUGGAAGCAUACAAAUAUCCAAUUUAUGGCGUCCAGUGGCAUCCAGAGAAAAAUCCUUUUGAGUGGAAGAAUUCACCUGGCAUUCCACAUUCCCCAUCAGCUGUAAGAGCAUCAUAUUAUAUAGCUGACUUCUUCAUUAAUGAAGCCCGGAAGAGCCUGCACCAUUUCCCCAGUGAAGAUGAGGAAACAAAAGAAUUGAUUUAUAAUUAUACUCCAGUUUAUACAGGAACAUUUUCUUCAUUUCAGCAAAUCUAUUUUUUUGAUUGAGUAUUGUGUCAAAGGUGCCGUGUUGCUAUUUAUAAAUGAAAUUAUUUGCCAGCAUUGUGUAAUUAAGCUAAGAUAGUGCACUGCAUGUGACAGAAAGCCAGAACAGUCCUUUCCCUUUACAAUGAUUUAUCCUGUGUUUUUUCUGUUGGACUGUUGGACCAUUAAUAUAAAAAAUUACAUUAGAUAUAAUAAUUGUCUUGGAUCACACUUUAAGGCAAGCAACAGAAAAAUACAUUUUUCUUCCAGGGAAGAGGUCUUGAUUAUGCUUAUAAACUUAGAAGUAAUCAUGUUUAGUACAAGGAAACUCUAUUCAUAUAUUUUAAAAUGAGAGUUAUCUUUGUAAAACAUUGUGCACUGUGAUAGCACUAGAGGCUUAGAUAUGUUGCUUAGUAAAAUCCUAUCCUUUC